This is a messenger RNA of Penicillium olsonii, 1005 nucleotides long. Lineage: Eukaryota; Fungi; Ascomycota; Eurotiomycetes; Eurotiales; Aspergillaceae. The record is from the annotation of a GenBank genome assembly.
AUGGCCUAUCCGCCUCCUCCAGGUCUCAAGCAGACACCAUCGUCGCUGCCUCCUCGCCCACCUCCCUCGUCCAAUGCAGGACAGCCACCUGCCGCUGGCGGAAGACCAGGCUACAAUGCAUUCACAGCCUUCCAGCCGCGUGCCGUGGCCUCCCAUCAGCCCCGCGCUAAGCCCGUGAUCUCGGCUCCCCCAGUUCCUGCGACUACUUACGCAGCACCUGCUACUACAUAUGCGGCGCCUGCUACUAGCUACGGCCACUACCAGCAAGCACCUCAAGCUUAUUCGGCUGGGCCCUCGUACUACAAUCAGCCCCAAUACACGGAAAACACCUACGGUCCAACUAUCCCACACAUCCAGAAUCCGUUCGGUUCCACCCCACAGUCUCACGGCAAUGGCUCUGGCCUCGACGCAGAAACCGAGGCUCAAAUCGCCCAAUGGCAGAGUGCCUACGCAACACCGGCUGAAGAUAUCCACAAGCGCCAUGCUGGCACGGGGUCAAGCGCCGCUGGAACCCCAACCGUGGGUGCCACACCCCAACCCGAGUCCCAGCAGACGGUGGUUCGCUCCGGUGGUGGUCAAACAUGGAAUGACAGCACCCUUCUCGAGUGGGAUCCCGCUCAUUUCCGCCUAUUUGUGGGCAAUCUCGCAGGCGAGGUAACCGACGAAUCCCUGCUCAAGGCCUUUUCACGCUACACAUCAGUCCAAAAAGCGCGUGUGAUUCGAGAAAAGCGCACCCAAAAGAGUAAAGGCUUUGGUUUCAUUAGCUUUAGCAAUGGCGACGACUACUUUGCUGCUGGGCGAGAGAUGCAAGGCAAAUACAUUGGCUCGCACCCAAUCCUCCUCCGACGCUCCAACACUGAGGUCCGCCCCGAGGUCCCCGGCAAGAAAGGGAAGAAGAAUGGUGGCGGUAAAAAUACGGGCAACACGGGAAGCGGAAGCAAGGUGAAGAAGGACGGUGUCAAGAAGCCUGGAAAGACUAAGGGCGGCUUGAAGAUCUUGGGUUGA